UUUCACUUUCUGAAGCUAUUUCAAAAAUAACAGCACUGCUCUUAUUUAAGCCAUGCAUAAAAGAAAAGCGCGUCAUUUGCUGUUAUUUUUGUUGUUUCUCUUAAAAGGAAUUUUCCCUCAGAUCACAGCAGGUGCAAAUUGCACUUCAAAAUCAGCCAAUGAGAAUUCCGAAUGCCGUUUAAUAAAUGGAGGAGAGUCUUAUGAGCCUGGUGAAUCGGAGAGUUGCACUUGCACAAAUCCUAAAUGUCAUGGUAAAAGCAGUUCUUUGAUUUGCAACGAUGAUGGACAGUGGUACUUUACGGCAAAAUCGGAUGGAACUAAAUUUGAGUGCCAUUCUUGCAAAAAUAUUGAUUGCGUCAUUAAAACAAAUCUUUUCCAUAAUUGCAUAGACGUUAAAAGGCAUUACAAAAAUAAUGAAGGAUAUUUGAAAUGCACAUGCAAAAGUGACAAUAAAAUAAAGAUAUUGACAAAUUGCGAUGCAGCGACAGGCGAUUUUAAAAUUAAAAAUGAAGUCGGAACACCCUCUAGUUGUGAUGAACCCACCCCAACCACAACAACUACUGCAACAACAGAAACUUUGUCCAGUAAUUCAUCUGAUCCAAAAAUGGAAAACACGAGAGCAGAUGAAUCAAGAAGAGAUGUGUUCAUUGACAUAAAGGAGAGCAUUCCCGAUAAUAUGGAAAAUGGUUUGGAUAAAAUAAUUCAUUUCCUGGACUUGCACAUGAAUAUCAUGAUCGUUCUGGUUUACAUCUGCGUCGCCGUAAUAUUAAUACUUUUAACCAUCCUGAGCUAUUUACUUGAGCGGUUUAAAAAAGAAAUGAAUCAGAUGAACACAAAAAUCUCCACUGACCUUGCAGUUCAGUUCAUAAAUAACUCUGAUCCAUAUGUAUUAAUUGUUAACUAAUUAAUUUAUUGUGUCAUUAUUCUGUAGAAGAAUGUCAACAAGAAAAGCGUUAAAAUUGAGAAUUUAAAUUUUUUUUCUCAGCUUUUUCUCUGUGGGUUUUUAGUGUGCGUCAGUUUGUAUAGCUGAAAAAAAUUAAUUAAUAAAAACUACAUUAAAAACCCGUUGCAAUAAAAAUAACUUAUUGCUAGAUAUAAAAAUAAUAUCUCAUAAUCUUAAAAAAGUGACGAAGCAAAUUAUAAAUUGUAAGUGUGUGAAUUUAAUAUUUUUUAUUUGGUGAAACAAUAAUGAGUAAAAUACUGUAUUAUAAAAAAUUGAUACUUCAAUCAAU
Molecule: messenger RNA, 1232 nt
Organism: Neocloeon triangulifer
Lineage: Eukaryota; Metazoa; Arthropoda; Insecta; Ephemeroptera; Baetidae
Exons: 5
Coding region: 53-904 (283 amino acids)
Source: RefSeq, a predicted model, not a curated record